AUGACGCUCGGCGACACGGUCAAGAUGUUCUCUGAGAGCGCCGACGAGGGAGAGAAAGGGGCUGUGGAAGACUUCGUGACUGCCCGUCAAGUUUGCGACAUCAGAGCUGCCAAGGCAAGGGCGAAGAAGGCGGAAGAAGACGCCGAGGCGGCCAAUUAUGCGCAAGCAGAAGCUGACGGUACUAUUUUGGAGUGUGGAUGUUGCUUUGGGGAUUUCCCACAGAAUCGAAUGGUGCACUGCAACGCGGGGACCAUCCAUUUCUUCUGCCGCGAAUGUGCGAAGCGCAUGGCGGAGACGCAGGUUGGCAUCUCCAAGUAUCAGCUAGACUGCAUGUCAACAGACGGCUGCGAGGGCACCUUCAGCAAGAGCCAGAAGGAUUUGUUUCUCGACGGAAAGCUGACUGUGGCUCUUGAUCGCAUCGAGCAAGAGGCUGUCCUUCGCCUGGCUGGAAUAGAGUCACUCGAGACAUGCCCCUUCUGCCCAUAUGCGGCCGAGUACCCGCCCGUCGAGGUGGAUAAAGAGUUCAGAUGCAUCAGCGAGGAGUGCGGCCUUGUAUCCUGCAGGCUUUGUCGGCUGGAGACGCACACGCCCAAGACUUGUCAAGAAGUUGCGCGGGAAAGUGGACAUUCUGCUCGCCGUGAGAUCGAGGAAGCAAUGUCUGCCGCCAUGAUCCGGACCUGCAACAAAUGCAAAACACCCUUCAUCAAGGAGAACGGCUGCAACAAGAUGACAUGCACGAGGAAGGGCUGUGGCAACAUACAAUGUUACGUCUGUUCCAAGUCGUGUGAUUACAGCCAUUUCGACGAGCCCGCCCGCGGUGGGAAGCCCGGGAACUGCCGUCUUUUUGACGAAACCGAGGAACGCCACGCACGAGAAGUUCGCGAGGCCGAAGAAGCAGCUCGCAAGAAGGUGGCGGAGGCGAACCCUGAAGUCGAUUCCUCCCUCCUCGAGAUCAAAUUCUCCGACAAAGUCAAGCAAGACGAGGCCAGACGCGCAGCUGCCCAGAUCCCUCAAAGGGGCGGCGUCUUUGGGCCCCGGAACCUACCCGUAUAUGUUCCCCCACGAAUGCCAGCAAUUGCCGUCCCGCCGAACCAGCCCAAUGCACCAGUUCCUGCCGCACCAAUGGCUCUCCGCCCCGACCAGGCGAACGAGUUGCAAAGACGGAUGCAGGGACUGAUUGGGUUGGACCUGGAGAUUGGGAUAGAGCCUCUGCCUGUUGAGGCUCAUCGAAAUGUGCAGAUGGCAGUAAUACUCCCGCCGGAUCCCAACCGGGAAGCCCGGAUGCAGCAACAGCAGGCGCUACUGCGCGCACAAAUACAAGCGCAGCAAAUACAGAUGGAGCAGGCCAGGAACAACUUCCGGAUACAGCGCGAGCAGGCGGCUGCCCAGCUCAACCAUGCACGCAACGUCCAGCAAGAAGCGAUGCAAAAUAUGCAACGGCAAGAACUCCAACUACAACAGCAUAUAGCGGAUCACAUGCACCGCUUUCCACAAGGGGUUGCUUUUCCCGCCGUUCCGAGACCUGCUCCUGGGCCUGUCCUGAUGAACCCCGAGCAUUUAUUUGCGCCGGCUGGAGCGGCUGGACGGCUGUUCAAUAUUGGGAAUCAUGCGUAUCAUGAACCAAACGCCCAUCACCCAGCUGCCGCGGUUGGCAACCCUCAACAGGCUGUUGCGGUUCCAAAUCGACCCCAGGCUGUUGCAGCUCCAAACCUGCCCCCGCACAGAGUCGCCCACGCGGCGAACAACAAUAAUGUUAAUGAUGGUGGACCAGCUCAGCAGCAUGGGGAUGGGCCAAGACCUCUGGCGAACGACGUAAUCAACCUGACCGCGUCCCCACCAGCCCCGCGGGUGAAUGGGAAUGGUUACCGAGCAGAAUUGUACAGUCCUCGAUGGGGUCAUGGGCCUCCACCUGUCCGCUGA
This is a messenger RNA of Podospora anserina S mat+, 1920 nucleotides long. RefSeq lists its product as uncharacterized. The transcript is spliced from 2 exons. NCBI's taxonomy places the organism in Eukaryota, Fungi, Ascomycota, Sordariomycetes, Sordariales, Podosporaceae. Bases 1 to 1920 code for a protein of 639 amino acids. The record is from RefSeq and is a predicted model, not a curated record.